AUGGGGACGACAGGACACCCCGCAGGCCUUGCUGCUCUGCCGCCUGUGGAUCCAAACAAUGCAGCCAGCAAUACGGAGUCAGCAGUCACCCACAGAGCACAGCCCCCGCAGCCCCCGCCGGCCCCCAGUCCUCUGGGCAACGCCGAGAAGCUGUGUCCAUGCCCCCAGAGGGAGUCGCCGGCACCCUCGCGCGUGCCCCGACUGCGGGCUGUGGUGGAGAGCCAGGCGUUCCGGAACAUCCUGGUGGACGAGAUGGACAUGAUGAUGUCCCGCGCGGCCACCCUCAUCCAGGCCAGCUGGCGGCGCCACCAGCUGCGGCAGAAGCUGGUCUCGCAGAUGACCGCGGCCAGGGCCAUCCAGGAGGCCUGGCGCCGCUUCAGUACGCGACGGCUGCGGCGCCUGGGCCAUGCUCCGCUCAAGAAGGCCAAGGUGGAGGACGAGAACAUCCCCUACCACCCACCUGCACAGGUGCGCUUCCAGCAAGUGGAGGACGCAGAGCCCCAGGGGCUCCCCGCCAAGAUCAGCAAGCAGACCCAGUUCCCCUCCGCCGACAUCCUGUCCCCCAGCCACCCCUCCCAGGGCGCUGCACCGCCCGGGGACCCCAGCGUCACCUUCCUGCCUCACCAGACUGUCACCAUCAAACUUGUGGGACCUGGGGCUCCGGAGGCCAGUUUCCAGCCAUGCCUGCUGACCAGGACGGUCCACAGCUCCAGCAUCGGGUCCCAGGCGGUGAAGGUGGAUGAAGCAUCGUAUCGGACCAGCAAGGCGGGAGCCCCUGGGCCUGGUCAGUCAGCGGUCAGUCAGCGGGCAGCCGUCAAGAUCCAUGUUAACUCGGGUGAAGGGCCCCAGAAGGUCCCUCCCCAGACAUCCAAAGUGGCUAAGACUGUGCCCGGUAUGACCACCACCAAGAUUCCGCCUCAGCUGUACCCACCAACAUACCCGCCACCGGCAGGCCGGACCCUGGGGCAGCCCAGAGUGGCGGCCACAGUACCCCGGCCAACCCCACAGACAUACCCGCCGGCCACAGUGAGUGUCACCAGGACGCCCUCGCAGAUGUUUCCGCCUCCACCCUCACCCGGCACCUCCGCGAAGUCGCCGCCACUGCCCUCCGGCUUUGCCACUCUCCUGGGCAGGCUCCCCAUGCCCACGUGCCCAUCACCACCUGCCAGGACCCCGCUACAGUCCUGCCUGGCCGUCCUGAUGAACAGGGGUCCGGUCUCCGCGGGCCCCCCUGAACCGGCAGCCCAGAUGGCCAAGCCCUCCGCGCAGACGCGUCCCAUGGCCCCCAUGACCAAUGCGCCUGCCCAGACACGCACCGUGACCACCAAAGGGCCACCCCCAGUGGUGCUCCAUUCUUCUCUGCGGCCCCCGCAGGGUCCCUCCCCAGUGCCCGCCAAGACUCCGCCCCCGACGUGCCCGACGCCCGGCAUGGGGAGGGCCCGAUCCCUGCUCCAGCCCCCCUCCGCCGUCGCCAAGGCAUCCCUGCACACCUGCCGCACAGUCACCAUCAGCAGGACGCCGUCCCAUGCGCAGCAGGCACCGUCUCUGCCCAAGACCGCCCCUCAGACGCGCCUGGCCGCCAUGAUCACCAAGACCCCCGCCCACCUGCGCUCCGUGGCUGCCGUCCUCCGCACGCUGUGCACGCCCCCCGCGCCCCCCGUGCCAGCUGGUGCUGCUGGCCACGCCAAGGCCGCACCCCCGCCGCCCCCCGGAGUGCCCGCCACUGCCUCAUCGCACUUGUCACUGACCAUCACCAGGAUGAAGACCACGGCCGUGAACGCCAGGCAUGUGACCGGGCUACUGAAGGUCCCGUCGCAGCCCACCCUGCCCGAUGGGCCGGUCAGGUUCGCGCCACCCCAGCCGGCAGCGGGGAAAGCCAAGCCGUCGGUGCCCGCUGGGGGACCUUUGGAAAUGGACAAGACCAGAGCUUUGCCUUCCAAGCAGGGCAAGGCUGAGAGGACAACCGGGCCCAUGGCUCAGGGCAUGCCCUGGGGGGCCAGAGAGCACCCUGGCAAUGGGAAGCUCCAGUCCCAGGUGGUCCUGCAUCCGACACCGGUGACCCCGUUCCUGCAGCCGAGAGCAGGGACCCACCCCCUCACUCAGCUCAGCAAGGUCCUGUCACAGCGCCCCAAUUCACAGGCGCUGGCGCAUUCCCCACCGAGCACACACCUGUCCCAAGCAAAGACUCCCUCACAGGGGCGCCCGCCAGCCGCACCCAACAAGGCACCAUCACAGACCCAGCUGCCCGCGGACUCCGGCAGAGUCCAGUUCAUGGCCCCCCAGGCCACCUCCAAGCUCAACAGCAAGACCCAGUCCCCUCCGCUGCUGACCAGCCUCAAGACCUCCCCGCUACGGCCUGCAGGACAUCCAGCCUCCAGUGUGGACUCAGGUGACAGCCAGGUGGCCCGUGGCCCGCCGACGUCAGCCACACAGAGUCAGGAGGAGCUGGCCGCCUCGCAGGUGGCGGCGCUGUGCUCGGAGCUGGCCAGCAUGCUGGCCUCCCAGGAGGACCUGCGCGCACUGCUGGCCAAGGGCCUGCCGCAGGGGGACACGCGGACGGCCCUUGGCCAGGCACUCUCCAAGGAGGUGCUGGCCACCAGCGUGGGCAGGGCGCUGCCGCAGGGCAUGGUGGGCCUGGCGCUGCUGAGGGCGCUGUCAUGGACUGAGCUGGGCACUGCUCUGUCCCGGGCACUGUCGCGGGGCGAGCUGCGGACGGAGCUGACCAAGACCGUGCAGGGCCAGCUGGCGGACGUGCUUAGCAAAGCGCUGACGGAGGAGGAGCGGGCGGCGCUGGGCCAGGCCCUGUGCCAGGGCGAGCUGGGCGCCGUCCUCAGCCAGGCUCUGCUGAGGACCGGCCUGGUCCUCCCCAAGGCCAAUCUGAAGCCGGCAAGCAGAGGCACAGCGCCGAGGGCCCCAGUGGAGAUGGACUUCAGGGGCUUGCCGGGCAGCUGGGGACCCACUCUGGGUCCCGGGAGACCCCAGCAAAGCAAGGGUGCCGAGGACCCCAGUGUGGCCGGUGGCUCAGCGUGGAACUCCGCCGGCGCCAAUAGAGUGGCUCUACCACCCCGUGGCGCGUGGGAGCGAGCACAGGGCUUGGGGCCGUGGGCCAUGGGCAGUGCAGCGGCAGCGAACCCUAGAAGCUCCAGGGAGCUGGCAUCGAUGCAGGCGAUGGAAAAGCUCGUCAUUCAGGCGGUGAUCAUGCUGCAGGCCGGUGCCCGAGGCUACCUGGUGCGGAAGACCAUCAAGGUGUGGCACCAGUGGGCCAUGGUCAUCCAGGCCGCCUGGCGGGGCUACUGCGUGCGGCGGGACCUGGCCCGGCUCACCAGGGCUGCAGUGGUCAUCCAGGCUGCCUGGCGUGGCUUCUCCUGCCGGCAGAGCCGCACUCCUUACGCCCUGUCCCCGGCCCCGUGGCCUGAGGCCACCAGCGUGAGUCCCCGGAUGUCUGAGCACCGCUGUUUCCAGUCGUGCCAGCCGAACAUUUGUCACCUCUGCCAGUCGCUGACCUCCGGACUGGGAAGUACUCCCAGCGUGGUGAUGCUCGUGGGCUCCAGCCCUCGGACCUGCCACAUGUGUGGUCAGGCAGCCCCCACGCGGGUGGUGCACGGCCUGGGCCAGCGCGGCAGGGACUGCAGCCCCAAACAGCCCCCCAACCGGGAAGCUGCAGCCACCCGCAUCCAGGCCACCUGGAAGGGCUUCCGUGUCCGCCGGCAGCUGAUGCAGCAGCGGACAGCUGCGCAGAGACUCCAGGCUACAUGGCGGGGCCACUCCACGCGUGCGGCCCUCAGUUCCAACAACCUUCUGGGCCUGAACACGUGGAAAAGCCCCCGGCACACUCAGUGGCCAGGGUACUAGGACUCUCGGCUGCCUGCUAGGGGGGAGGCUGGU
This is a messenger RNA of Sorex araneus (European shrew), 3885 nucleotides long. RefSeq names its product IQ motif containing N (gene IQCN). The transcript is spliced from 3 exons. Lineage: Eukaryota; Metazoa; Chordata; Mammalia; Eulipotyphla; Soricidae. Bases 1 to 3852 code for a protein of 1283 amino acids. The record is from RefSeq and is a predicted model, not a curated record. Gene Ontology annotation, molecular function: protein binding.